Molecule: messenger RNA, 2762 nt
Organism: Mangifera indica (mango)
Lineage: Eukaryota; Viridiplantae; Streptophyta; Magnoliopsida; Sapindales; Anacardiaceae
Exons: 3
Coding region: 551-2479 (642 amino acids)
Source: RefSeq, a predicted model, not a curated record
CCCUCAAUACAAAACCAAUACGCACGUAAUCGCUUUAGCUUUCCCUCUUAACAAUUCUGAAUCAAAGCCAAAGCAAACAUGUAAUCAAAUCAUUUGAACAACAUUCAAUUUUUGACAAAUCCUCACUUUCUCUUCUUCGUUUUAUUUCUUUUUUUUUUUUUUUUCUUCUUUUCUUUUAUCAUCUUUAGAGUGCUUACAGAUAUCGAUUUACGGCAGCAGAAGAAGAAUCUUUGAUUGUCACUUUAAAUCUGUUUGAGGAAUUCAAGGCUGCAAGUUUGGAAUUGCCAUAAAGCAAAGUGGUCAUCCAAACUUUACCACUGACGCCCUUCUAAAUCUUCCAAAUCUUUCAUCGCUGAUGGGUCACCACCAUCUCACUCCCCCAUAAAUCUUCCACUCCAUCAACUUCACCCCUCUGCCACCCUCACCAUGUCUGUUUCUUCACUUUCAGAGCCCACCUUUUACCCGUUUUCAAUGUUUUAAAUAAGAUUUUGUUGCAAGAGUUUUUCUUUUAUAUCACUGCGGAAUCCUCAAUCUUACUGUUGAUAUUACAAUGUCAUGGCAAAGCUGCACCUCGGAUGCCGAGAGUAGAGGUAUAAGCAAGAUCAGGAAGCGGGGUUGUUCAUCUUCUUCAUCGUCGUCGUUGGUUAAGAAAUACAGAUAUAAGCGUGCAAUUCUAGUGGGAAAGAGAGGUGGCUCUAGCACGCCCGUUCCGACGUGGAAGACGAGCGUAAAGUCUCCAUCUUUAGCAAUGCUAACUGCAGAGCAACAACCCGGUAGUGGUAUGCCUUCUCAGGGAGGAGAAAGAGGCAAGGAAGUGUCGAUUUCAGCGCGAAAACUUGCGGCCACUUUGUGGGAAAUCAACAAAAUUCCUUCUUCUAAAGGGAAGGAGGAGUUGGAAAAACAAGAACUAAGAAGCAAAGAGAGAGUUUUGAGAGGUUCACAGUCUGGUGCUUUGCCUCCCCACUUGUUAGAUCCAUCUUACAGUCCCAUUUCAGAGGGACUGGAUCGAUCCAGAGGCAGUGCACGCCGGAGACGAACUUCAGUAAUUUCUCAGAAGCUUCAAGUUACUGAUUAUAACUUUGGUGGGACAUUGGACUCUCUGAACAAUGCCAGUGUUGUAGAGAUAGAGGCUCAUUCAGGAGGUAAGACUCAUGGUGGAUCCAUCAUUGGAAUUAAAACCCGUUUGAAGGAUGUUAGUAAUGGCCUAACCGCAUCAAAGGAGCUUUUGAAAGUUUUGAAUCGUGUUUGGGGUCUUGAAGAACAGCAUUCAUUAGGCAUAUCUCUUGUCUCAGCGAUACGGACUGAGCUUGAUCGGGCUCGUGUUCAAGUUGAUCAUUUGAUCAAAGAGCAGCGGUCUUAUCACAAUGAGGUUGAGUACUUAAUGAAGCAUUUUGCAGAAGAAAAGGCGGCUUGGAAAAGGAAGGAAUGGGAGAGGGUUCGCCAUGCCAUGGCAUGUACAGCAGAAGAGCUUGAGGUAGAGAAAAAGCUUAGAAGACAAACAGAGAGAUUAAACAAGAAGCUUGGAAAAGAAUUGGCAGAGACGAAAGCAUCUCUGUCGAAUGCAAUGAAAGAACUAGAGAGUGAGAAGAGGGCGAAAGAGAUAUUGGAGCAAGUUUGUGAUGAGUUAGCCAGAGGCAUUGGAGAAGACAGAGCUGAGGUAGAAGAACUAAAGAGAGAGUCAGUUAAAGCUAGAGAAGAAGUUGAAAAGGAGAGGCAGAUGCUUCAACUUGCUGACGUUUUGCGCGAGGAGAGAGUCAAGAUGAAGCUCUCCGAGGCCAAGUACCAUUUUGAGGAGCAAAAUGCAGCUGUGGAAAGGCUAAGAAAUGAGCUUGAGGCCUACUUGAGAACCAAAAAAGGAGAAGAAAAUGGAGAAAUUUCCCCGAAUUUCAAGAGAAUCAAGGAUCUUGAAGCUUAUUUGAAGAAAGACCAAUUUAGUUCGUGUGAAAAUACAAAGACAAAGGAGUAUGAAGCGGGAGUAGACAAUGGAGAUGAGCACGAGGCAGAUGAUGACUCGGCUGAUAGUGAUCUUCACUCCAUUGAAUUAAACAUGGACAAUAGUAGUCGAAGCUAUAAGUGGAGUUAUGCCUAUGGUGAUGAUGCCCAAGAUGAUAUGAAGAAGGUCUCAGUUGAUAAAGGAAUCAAAGGGAGGAAAUCCAUUGAGAAAAUUCAAUGGGGAAAUAUUUGCUUGGAAAAAGGAACUUCUAAUAGUAUGAAUUGGAGCUACAAGGAACAUUCAGGUGAACUUGACAGGGAAAGAUUAGCAGAGAUUGUUUCACAAACUCAGACAAAAGAACUCGCAGAUGAAAUCAAGAGAUACCAGUCAAUCAAAAAUCUUCAAGACCAUAUUCUAUCCGGUCCCAAGAUGGCAUCAUUUCAAAGCGUUGCAAGUCCAAUGCGUCAAUGGGGCCAAUCCUUGCCUCAGCAGGAUCCUGGAACUGUAGGUCCAGAAACUCAAGGAAUGCCUUUAAUUGCAAGCUAGUGGAAUCAUCAAAUGAAUGCAGGAUUUCAGCAAGUUGAAGACAAAAAAGGAAAAAUAAUUUUUUAUCCUUGUUUAAACUACCGUUUUGUUUGCAAAUUGCAAUUUCCUGGAGAAUCUUCCUAUUUAUGAGCGUGUGUUAAUGAAAUUAGGCAAGAUGUAAAUAAAGUAUUGUGCAAGGUCUGCUAAACCUACUGAAAAGCCUGUUCUGAGUUCUGAAGUUCUGAAGUAUGUAUUCAUUUUCACUAUGUUAUAUAAGAAACACCGAUUCCAAGUUUUAUCCACA